Messenger RNA from Athalia rosae (coleseed sawfly), 836 nucleotides. RefSeq names its product barrier-to-autointegration factor-like. Gene Ontology annotation, molecular function: DNA binding. The record is from RefSeq and is a predicted model, not a curated record. NCBI's taxonomy places the organism in Eukaryota, Metazoa, Arthropoda, Insecta, Hymenoptera, Athaliidae. The coding region runs from base 205 to 477 and encodes 90 amino acids. The transcript has 3 exons.
AGUCUAUAUAUGGAAAUUAAUGCGCGAUAACGCUACGGUAUACCUACUGUGAUAACAUGGUGAUAACGCCCUGUUUGGCACUGUGGUUUAGGUUUAGUCAUUUGAACUUCAGUUCAUUGUCUGAUUUUAAACAACAUAGUUCUCAGUAAUAAAUAUAUUCAUAAAUCUGUAUUGAACACUCAUAGUUGCAGAGUAACCAGCAUCAUGACUACGACACAGAAAUUUAGAAAUUUCGUAGAUGAUCCGAUUGGUGACAAGUCUGUGCUCGAGUUACCUGGUAUCGGUGGAAUUCUGGGUACACGAUUGCAAGCAGCUGGCGUGGAUAAGGCUUAUAUUGUACUUGGCCACUAUUUAGUUCUCAAGAAAAACAAGGAGGCGUUUCAAAAUUGGAUGAAAGACACAUGCAAGGCACAACCCAAACAAUCUCUGGAUUGUUACCAGAGCCUUCACGAAUGGUCUGGAAAAUUCUUGAAUUAAUGAGAAUAUUGAACGUACGUUUUUUAUAUUCUUGAUAAAGAUUGAAAUUGGCUUUUUGACUAAAUCUAUUACUGUUUACAAGGUAAAUGUAAUUUACCAAUUACAGUCAUAAAUAAUUUUCACUUGAUAAUGAAUAAAAAUUUUAAGUAAUGUGGGGAAUAGAUUAUUACGAUAAUGGUAGAGAGGGGCUAGAGUGAUACCGCUUGAAAAAGAGCGAGUUUCUCUUGAGAGGCGAUGUUCUGGUUUUUGUGGUUUUUGUGUAGAGAGAGUAAGGAGUUUGUGGUCGGGACAUGAGUGGUAAAGUUUUGUGAUUUCUUGAGAAGACCUGUGAUUGUUAUAAUAAAUAAAUUUCCCACAAA